Molecule: messenger RNA, 5213 nt
Organism: Paramisgurnus dabryanus
Lineage: Eukaryota; Metazoa; Chordata; Actinopteri; Cypriniformes; Cobitidae
Source: RefSeq, a predicted model, not a curated record
UAGCUAUGUCGUGGCUGUGCUUCAGCCUUCAACCCGGUAAGUGAACAGCAACAUUAACGUGAUUUUACGAGGCUAAUAAUAAGCAUAAAUAACAGAAAAACUAAUUUAAUUUAGCGUUUUUAAUUCCACCAAGCAUUAAUUUAUGGCUGUUUUAUUCAUGCAAAGCUACGUCGUUAUUGGGACCGGAUUUGAUGGAUCAACGUGACUCUGAGUUUGUCUCUAUUCUUAGACAAGCUGCAUACAUUGCUUUAAUUAAUCAACUUAUUUAACAUAACAUACAUUAAUGCACAGAUGAGAUGUGUUAUAAAUGCCUCAUAUGCAAAGUAAGUAUACUCAGUCUAUUAAAUGAAGUUGAGUCACUCCGCCGUCAUAUUUGCUGUGCACGCUGCUGCUGCUUCUGUUAGCUCCUCUCCUCAGAUGCGUCCAGCGCCCAAUUCUCAGUCUUCUCGUUUAUUGGUCAAUCCGUUAUUACAAAACCGAUAUCCGAUAAUGGGAAAAUGCUUAAAUAUCAGGGAAAAUAUCGGAAAACAGAUAUAUCAGUCGAUCUCUAAUGCGUCUAUCCGUACCAGGCAAAAUCUUAAACCAGAUAUUUGCAAUGCCUUAAGGCAGCAGUGGACUGGACACAGAGCUUAGAAACAACCAAGCUGGAUUCAGGCAAAAUAGAUCAUGUGCCAACCAAAUAGCAACCCUGCGAAUCAUUCUUGAGCGGUCACAAGAGUUUAAGUCACCACUUCAUACAGUAUUUCAGGACUUCGAGAAAGCAUUUGAUAGUCUGGAUAGGUAAGUGCUGUGGUAACUGAUGAGACACUAUGCCAUACCAGAAAAGUUAAUCACCAUCAUCAAGAACACCUAUUCUGGAAUGCAAUGUAGAAUCAUACAUGAAGGCCAGCUGACAGAGACUUUCCACAUCAGAAGAGCAGUUGGGAAGAGCAAAGCAGCUUGCAAUAAAUGUGGAAAGAAAGAAACGAAAAUGGGGAUGGAUUUUGGAAACCGAAAAAUUCCAUCACACGCCAAGCCUUGUGGUGAAAUCCACAGGGCAAACGUGGUAGAGGGAGACCAAGAAACACCUGGAGGAGGAGUGUCACAGUCAAGAUAGAAAGAGCUGGCUACAGAUGGCAUGAUCUUGAGAAGCUGGCACAGAAAAGGAUGAGGUGGAGAAAUAUUGUCAGUGGUCUAUGCUCCUCCUUGAAGUAACAGGCCUAAGAAGGUGACACUUGUUAUGGUUGGACUGGACAAUGUCGGAAAAACAGCUACGGCCAGAGUUAUCCAGGGAGAAAGCCCUUUAGAUGUAGCACCUACAGUGGGCUUCUCAAAGGUGGAUCUGAAGCAAGGAAAGUUUGAGGUCACGAUAUUUGACCUAGGUGGUGGGAAGCGAAUUCGUGGGAUUUGGAAAAACUACUACUCAGAGUCUUAUGGAGUGGUGUUUGUUGUGGACUCCAGCGAUGUUCAGAGGAUCCAAGAGACCAGAGACACAAUAGCAGAGGUCCUUCGUCACCCUCGUAUAGCUGGAAAACCUGUACUAGUACUGGCUAAUAAACAGGACCACGAUGGGGCAAUGGCUGAGGCAGAUAUCAUCGAGAGCCUAUCAUUGGAGAAGCUUGUCAACGAGAAUAAAUGCCUUUGUCAGAUUGAGCCAUGUUCCGCAGUGCUGGGUUACGGUAAGAAGGUGGACAAAUCCAUCAAAAAUGGCCUUGACUGGCUACUGAACAACGUUGCCAAGGACUAUGAGGCAAUUUCAGAGCGUGUGCAAAAAGAUACAGCAGAUCAGAAGGCUCAGGAAGAACAGGACAAGAAGGAAAGAGCAGAGAGAGUUCGAAAGAUCAGAGAGGAGAGAGACAGGCAGGAACGAGAGGAGGCGGAGCAAGAGGCAAUUGUGUUGAAAGACGAGGUGCUUGAUGAUAUUAACAUAACCAACCCAUUCCAGCCAAUAAACAAUGUUGUCACACAGGAAGACAGCAGACUGAAAAAGAAAAAAGAGACGCAGAGACAGAAAGACGAGAGCCACCAGGGCAACCCUCAAGAUCAGACAGUUCUUCAAGAUGAAGCGGAAGAGCAGGAAGAGGAAGAGAGUGAGAGGCAGACCCCAGAGAGCACUGAAUCAGGAGCAGUGGACCAGACCAAAAAGAAAACUAAGAAAUUACGACUGAAACGCAAGCACAGGGUUGACCCAUUUAGAGUGGAGGAUGCAGCACCUAUAAGCCCUACCCCUCCUCCCCUACCAGUUGGAUGGGCAACCCCUAAAGUUUCUAGGCUCCCCAAACUUGGGCCUCUUGGAGAUGCAAGGCAUUCUGCAACCCUACACCACAUCUGUCAUCAGUCAACACGGUCUAAAAAGCCUAAGGGCGCACUCACACUAUCCAAACCGUGCCCGGGCACAGUUUGGUUAAUCGCGCCCUGGCCGGCUUGUAGAGGUGAGCUUGAGCGCACCGGAUGCACGCAGCAGGGUUACGUGAAUGUCUGAGCUGCACACGCGACAGAUCAACUAAAGCUGGGUACACGCCAAAAAAUAUUCAGGCUGAAUUUGGGACGAUUUUCCUUGUUAAAUGUUAAAUAUUUACGAGCAAAAAUCCUGUUGUGUGGUGGAAGCCUGAGGACAUACGCACACACACACACGCUGUAGAUUGUCAUGUGAAAUGAAAUGAUCAGAAAGCAAGCAGAUGAAAGAUAAAACCAUAACAACUUCAUGGUGCAGCGUGCACAGUCCAAAAAAAAGGAGUCCAUUGUAUUAAUGACUGUAACAUGAACAUUAGCGGUCUUACUGUCCUCAACUUACGUUUGGAAGCGUGCUUCUAGUUCUGCAAUCUUCUCUGUCAGCCUUACUACUUCGUUACACUAAGCGCAUGUAAGGCCCCUGUUUAAGCUAAACUCCACUUUUUUUUGAAAAUAUGCUCAUUUUCCAGCUCUACCAGAGUUAAACAUUUGAUUCUUACCAUUUUGGAAUCCAUUCAGCUGAUUUCCGGGUUUGGCGUUACCACUUUUAGCAUAGCUUAGCACAAUCCAUUGAAUCUGUUUAGACCAUUAGCAUCAUGCCUAAAAAAUAAUCAAAUCAGUUUCGAUAUUUUUCCUAUUUAAAACUUGACUCUUUUGUAGUUACAUCGUGUACUAAAACCGACGGAAAAUUAAAAGUUGUGAUUUUCUAGGCAAAUAUGGCUAGGAACUAAACUCUCAUUCUGGGGUAAUAAUCAAGGACUUUGCUGCCAGAACAUGGCUGCAGGAGGCACAAAUAUAUUACGUAGAAAAAACACCUUAAUUUAAGAAUUUUUAGAUAUUUCUAUUGAAAACAAGACAAAAAAACAAGACAUGGGCCCUUUGAUGACCACGCUCCCGGACCUAUAUUAUAGUUUGUUAUAUUGUAUUUUAAAGGGCCCAUGUCACAGGACUUUUUUAAGAUGUCAAAUACAUCUUUGGUGUCCCCAGAGCACAUGUGUGAAGUUUUAGCUCAAAAUACCAUAUAAAUAAUUUAUUAUAGCAUGUUAAAAUUGCCACUUUGUAGGUGUGUGCAAAAAUGUGCCGUUUUGGGUGUGUCCUCUAAAAUGCACAUGUGCAGAUCAAGUGCAAACACUGAUCACAAUGAUGGUGGUUUGUUGAAAUUGAAACUCAAUUGUUCUGUGAAUUAUUUUCUCUCUGCACUAAAUGGCAGUGCUGCGGUUGGAUUAAGGGGUUGGAUUAUUAUAAUAAGAGCUCCUUAUGACAUCAUAAGGAGAGCCAAAUUUCAACAACCUAUUUUUUCAUGUGCUUGUAGAGAAUGGUUUACCAAAACUAAGUUACUGGGUUGAUCUUUUUCAAAUUUUCUAGGUUGAUAGCAUCACUAGGGACCCAAUCAUAGCACUUAAACAUGGAAAAAGUCAGAUUUUCAUGUCAUGGCCCCUUUAACACAACUGAAUACUAUUUUUACAUAUUAUCUGUUCUGUUGUCAGACGUAAAGAAAGAGCAUAAAAUAGUGACUAAACACGACCCAAUAACAUCUCGUGUUUAAUCCAACCAGCUGUUACCUUUAACCUGAUAAGGAACACUGUGCCGUACACGGCACACCCCCUCCCUUGCACGUGAGGCUGCAUUACGUCAUUGUAACUUUGAAGCAUUAAAUCUUCAAAAUAUACGGUCAUGCGGCACAUCGUUGUAAAGCUUAGACUUUCGGGAUUCCAUUAAGCGCACACAGAAAGCAUAAUAUGAUUUUUAGCAGUCAUAAAACUGUAAUCUAGUUGUUAGUUACCUGAACCGGGCGGCGCCGAUUUAGGAUAUUUACUUGCCUUCAAAAUCUUUCCUUUAUCCGCUUCGGUGAAAUUGUCCAAAACAAAUUGUUCAUAAAUCCCCAAAAGUCCAAGGAAAUGGAAUAUCCAAGCCUUUUAAUCCAAAACGAUUUGUUCAUCUCACAAUCUUGACGUUUCUGACCGAAUUUCGAUAUAAAUAGUGUAUACAAUAAGUUCACUAACAGACAUUCAUUCGAAUCUUACUUUUCAUUCAUGAUUUAUAAUGAAUAUAUUCGGAUGUCAUGUUUAUUGUGCAACGUCUGAGGAACAAAUGCGCCCCCUUGUGGAAUUUCAGCCGCUCCAUAAGAGGCUACCUACUGAAAAAAUCGUGAUUUAUAAGUGCAACAUCGUCUGACAAAAUCACCAUACAUUUACACUAAAGAGAUGAUAUACAAAGUGAUUUUAGCUACAUUACCUUUGUGCCUUAUUGUUGCUCUUCUCAUCUUGUUGUGUUAUUAGCGCGAAUUGUAACUGCAAGGGGCAGUUUUAUUUUAGAUUACGUAUUGCGCAGAAAAUUCGGCGCAAAUUCAUAAAUAUGAGAGAAAACACUCAGUGGCGUAGCCAGAAAUGUUGUGGGUGUAUAAAACAGGGUGGGCAAAGCAUACAACAUAUUUGACCUGUGUUGUCCAGAUGUGUCUGAAUGCGCACAUUCUAGUUUUGAGAUGCAAGCAAAAGACAAAGGCUAUACAUUUUGAUCGGAAUUUAGGUUUUUAAAUAAAAAUAAGUAGCUACAUUAAGUCCUCGUCCACCAUUCCGAAUGCUCUAAAUCAGUGGUUCUCAACUCUAGUCCUUAGGUCCCCCCUCCCAGAAUGUUUUAGAUGUCUCCAUAUAUGAAACACCUGGUUCCACACUCUAAAAAAACAAACGGUGCUAUAUAGCACCAAAACAAUUGCUUUGGAUCGUAACGAUAGAAGAACCAUUUUAGUGCCAUAUAGCACCGGUGAAGAACCAGUGAAGCACCAG